UUUGGAGGGUUGUGUCGGUUGACGUCUACGUCCACCGGAGAGAAAGAGCAGCGUAAAUGUGAAAAAUUUACUAUAUACAGGUGGAAUUUGGGGUGCAAUCGUCUACAAUGGAAAACUCCACUGAAGACUACAAGAUCCAGUCAUUUGACCUGGACACACAGAUGUUGCUGAAAACGGCCUUGAAAGAUCCAAGUGCAGUGAAUCUGGAGAAGGUUUCCACCAUCAUUGUGGACCAGUCUCUGAAGGACCAGGUGUUCAGCAAAGAAGCCGGACGCAUCUGCUUCACUAUUGUGCAGACCGAGGCCAAGCAAAACAAUGGAAACGUGUUCAGGAGAAACUUGCUGAAUCGACUGCAGCAGGAGUUUAAGGACCGUAAGGAGACCAGGGAGCGCUCGCUGCAGGAGUGGGUGUGCUUUGUGACGUUCAUCUGUAACAUCUUCGACUACCUCAAAGUGAAUAACGUGCCGAUCAUGGCCUUGGUCAAUCCUGUGUAUGACUGUCUGAUGAGGCUGGCCCAACCUGAUGCUUUAGUGAAUGAGGAAGAGGUGGACUGCCUGGUGCUGCAGCUGCAUCGCAUCGGUGAACAGCUGGAGACGAUGAACAGCCAACGGAUGGACGAGCUCUUCUUCCUGCUGCGGGACGGCUUUCUGCUCCAGGAAGGCCUCACUUCCAUGACUCGUCUGCUGCUACUGGAGAUCCUGGAGUUCAGAGCUGGGGGGUGGCUGCUCAGCAGCACUGCACAUAAGUACUACUACAGUGAACUUGCAGACUAGAGCGGUUGCAAAGGCGAGGGCAUAGAGCAGCUUUUUUGCAGCUGCAUUAUGAAACCACUCCUGGUGAAAAACAAGCAAGUUCCUGACAGACGGGGACAUCUAACAUGUAAUAAGUUGGAGGGCUUGUAAGAAGACUUUAUUUUUGCUGGAUUGUUCCCUGCAUUUGAUAAUAUUACUGAGAUGUGCCGUGGAUGUGGAAUGUGCAAUAGUUCAGUUAACGAGGUUUAGCCACAUUCAGGUACACUUUGGUUUGUUCCUAGGUUUUUCUUGCCACUCGUAAAGCUGAAAAUAGUUAUUUUUCUGACAUUCCUUUUGACAUUUCAACUUCCACUUAUUUUUACCAAAUCUGAAUGAGCUGGAAAUUACAUUCCAGUCAGAUGCAAGCUGAUAUGGUCUUUGCUUUAACUUUUUAUUGUGACCAAUAUUUUUAUUAAUUGAAAAGGAAAUAUUUUAAUUGAGUAAAUACCUUUUAGUGUAGAAAAUAAUUGAAUUGGUUUGAAUUCUAGUUUUGUUCUGAGUUUUCAGCCCAAGAUUCCCUGUAAGAUUUCUGUUACUGUUUGAUACAAGAUAUGUGAAGCUCAGACGAAACAUGUCUCAAUUCAGGGAUUGAAUUGUUUUUUUUAUGACUCAACUUAACAAUAAAAGACCAAGAGAAUAGUUUUAUUUUGUAUUUGCACAAAUAAAUAGUUUGGGCACUUAAUGAAGUUCUUAAUUAGUUGGGUCAAUAUAACAUGCACAGGAUCAUCCAAUAAUGAGCCUACGCUCAUUAGCCACAUCAUUAAAGCCUGUAACAGAAUCUGUAAGUUUAAAAUUACAUUAUUUAACCAGGCUUCAGAUAUUCACCUGUAUCAAAACAUAAAGCCAAUUAAUGGUCUUAAUGCUGGUCAGUGUACACUCUCCAUUUGUAGCUGAGGUGCUAAAGAAGCAGCCAUUAUUCCAUAUCCCCUCAUAUACACAGGCUAUAAAUAUAAAGCUUGAAUUCAGGUUCCACCAGCAACGAUGACGUGACGUAACUAAACAUAAGUUUUACUUUGAAUCUGCUGCCACCUGCUCAGUGAGAAUUAAGAUCUUAGACCAAAGCUGUGCCUUGCAGUAACUUGGACACAAGCAUAGGAGGAAUGUCAGGAUUCUGAAAACAAAUAUUUUCAAAUGUAAAAGUAAAGUGAAUUACAAGAUUUACUUCAGAGCGGUCAGUCAAAUCAACCAGACAAUCCUAAAAGAAAUUAUGCUCCAAUCUUGCAUAACAGUUAGAAUUUUAAUAUAAAUGUUGAUAUUUGUCAUAUUUAGUCCAAGUGUUGAUUAGACCUAAUGAAAGUUGGAAAUGUCAAGUUUGAAUGCUGAAGACAAUUAAAGUCCCUUAAAGACAGGGCACUGACCGCAAUAUACAGCAGGUUUCUAUAUUUUAUUACAGUGUUGCAAUGUUUUUACAUUUGUCAUUUCCAUUUUUUGUUGUUGGGUUGUAAAUUUAAAGCAAAUUUAUUUGUUGUAAUAAAUCUCUAGAAGUUUUUCUUAA
Messenger RNA from Solea senegalensis (Senegalese sole), 2286 nucleotides. It is a transcript of the gene mif4gdb, whose product is annotated as MIF4G domain containing b. Gene Ontology annotation, molecular function: translation activator activity; protein binding; RNA binding. The transcript is spliced from 6 exons. Bases 108 to 773 code for a protein of 221 amino acids. The record is from RefSeq and is a predicted model, not a curated record. Gene Ontology annotation, cellular component: cytosol. Lineage: Eukaryota; Metazoa; Chordata; Actinopteri; Pleuronectiformes; Soleidae. Gene Ontology annotation, biological process: regulation of translational initiation.